CAGAAUCCUGCGCAGUGAUUGGCUGAGAGGCUGUGACCAAUCACAUUCACACAAAUAAUAAUUAUUUAAGUGAAGAGUUUAUAUUUAUAAAGAGACGGAAAUGCCUUGGCCAGUCGACAUGAGUGUUUCCUUGCUUACCGUGUUCUAAUCAGUGACAUCAUGUUAGAUUUUGCGUCCUCCAAUCAGCAAUCAGAACAUUAGACAGUUAGCCAAUCAGCUCCCAGUCUACCUUCGUAGUGUGAUGCUGUCCAUGGAAACCAGAGUGACCUACAGGAGCUGAGGCUUACAGACUUUUUUGUUGCACCUGAAUGCACCGUCUCAUCUGGUGGAUUAUGCUCCGCCCCCAUCACGUCACCAGGAGAAGACAUGUUAGCGUAGCUUAGCACAAACCGUGUCUCAUGUCACUAUUGACACCGUCUGGACUUGUCCCUCUUGCUGGAGACAACAGGAAGCAGGUUUUAACAGAGUAAAUAUGACAUCACAGCUACAUCAUCACAACCUACGUCUGUUUUAUGACCUCAGAGUAAGUGAAGAGGUCAGGAUGAGUUUACAGUAAAUAAUUCAAAUCCUUCUUCAGAUGACAGGCAUCUCUUAUUGUUUAACUCACUCUGAGUACAGACAUUAAUAAUGACUCAUUUAUAUUAUGUGCACGUUUGUCCAUCCUGCUGUCGACACGUUUCGUAUGUUCCAGCUGAGUGUCGUUUUCUUUACAUCACGGUUGCAGAAAAGACUUCGAGGACACACCUGGAAACACCUGUCCAUCCUGGCUCAGAGCUAGUCCUCCGUCCUCAAAGCGCAUUUUAGAAACUAAGGCCCCGUUUACGCGAGGACGCUUGCAGGUAAAAACGUCAAAAUAUUUCAACAAAACACCCUACCGUUUAUACGAGGACGGCGUUUUGGGGGCUUGAAAACGCAAACAUUUGAAACCGGCCUCCAGAGUGGAAAAGUAGAAAACGCUCCGCCGUUACAUUUCCGUCUAAACAGCAAAACACAAAACUUUGCCGAGAUCUGACCACGUCACGUACGCGAUUACGUCACAUACGUGCGCCGGUGCUUUGGUUUGCCGGCCGGUACAAGGACGUAAACAAAGAUGUGCGAUUAUUUCCAUCCUUCGUACCUUCAAGCAACUCUGGCAGCUCUAUGUACACUACAGGAGUCGUACCAACAAACGUACAGAAUCUGUACAGAUUCCAUUCAUGAACAUUUACCGCGGCGGAGAUCCGAAAAGGGAGACAGUAAGCAUGCGCGUAGACAUGGCAGAGUUUUAUCACAGCGCCACCCAGCUGCCUGGCAUGCAUAUCCAAUCGAAUUCCACACACUAUAGAGUCACCGUAUAUACGCAGAUUUCCUUCAAAACCGCUCGUCUAAACGUGAAAUGACAAGACGUCACUUUUGGGUUUUCUGUUAGGAUGGUCCUCGUGUAAACGGCCCCUGAGACGUCUUUUGUUGUGACUGACUUCCUUCCUGUUCAGGGCCGGAUUUUUGAGGCUGAAUCUGUAAAAUGAGAUGGAAGCAGCUGGUUUCUUCAUCAUCAGGCAGGUGUACAAACAGAAAUGCUGGUGCAGGUCGAGGUUCAGCCCUGAAGCUCUUCAAACAUCUCACUGUAUCAGAUUCUAAGAGUCUGAAGGAAAGUGAAAUGUGAGAGGAAAAGUAGAGGAGGUUUCCUGUAACUCUGCAGCAUUUCUGUAAUCAGAAUAAAACCUGAUACUUGAUCAAUAAUCAGCUGAUUCUUCUGACAAACAGCAACCAGAGGAUUGUUUCUGUUUCUACCCCUAAGAACAGAGUUUUCGUUGUGGUUGGUUCAGACAGUUUAAAGUGCUUGGAACCGGUUUGCUCUGCUCAUCUGGAGUUUCAGUCCUCACAGGUGUUUUUUUAUUUCUGUGAUCUGGAAAUGAUGCAAACAGAAACCGUUGUAACAUCUUGUACAAACUGCAAUAAAACAGCUGCAUGUGUGAAACGGUUUGGUGUGUUCUUGGGUUAUUGAUCGGCAAUCAGAUAUCAAUUAGAGCCAGCUGGUUUGUUAGUUGCUGACUGCUGCUCAGAGGAAAUCAAAAGGUCUGCUCUCUGUUUAAAAUGAGGGAGGUCUGUACCUUUCUAUGUUCAGUGCUGUGACAAAUGCUGUGAAUUUGCAUUAUAAAAAUCAGUUCCAUUCUAUUUAGUAAAUUAGUUAGAUAAAAUUUUUAUUAUGAUUCACAGACUAAAGAGCUCCAGAUCCAAUAGAAGAAACAUGCAGCUGAAAAUUGAUGUAACUGAACUGCAUCCAGGUCUCAGAGAACUCCAGCUGGAACUGGCUCAGCUUAAAGUGACUACAGCGAGUCUGAAUCUCCAGAGUAGAGAACAGGGGCCUCAUUUAUAAAACAUUGCGUAGGAUUCAUACUAAAGUUUGCGUACGCCUAUAAUACGAAAUUGGCGUAUGCCCUUCGCCCCUGAUUUAUAAAACUGUGCUUAAGCACAGCUGCACGCAAUUUCUUGAUAAAUCACACGCCAGCUGGAAGAUUGCACAGGUGGAUCCACCUCACAUUCCGCCCACAACACACCCACAUUUUACCAUGAAUGGUCAAUGCAAAGUAACUCAUGAAUGUAUCUGUAUAUAAAUAAGCUGCUGAUCCACGGCAUUUUACACAGCGCCCCCUGCAGUCUUUUCUCUGCUGUGCGUCAGGAUGAAUGAAUCAUGUGUUGAUCCAGGCCACCCUGACACUAAAUUUGUUAUGAUCAUGUCCGAUGUACAAAUAAUUUGUAAACUGAUUGAAUGUACAUUUUUUCGGUUCACAUAGAGAAAUUCAUCUUCACUCGGGGGUUGUGGUGUGAAGCAUGUGUGCCUGUACAGGGCUGAUUAAUGGUUGGACGCUCAUCCCAUUCGGCCACAUAUGGAUAAAUAAACAAAAUUCUUUACUUUUUUUUGCCUUUUUACUGUGAUAGUUGCAGUGAAGAGUGACAGGAAAUGGGGAGAAGAGUAGGGGGAAGACAUGCAUAAAAGUGCCGCGGGCAGGAACCGAACCUGGGCCACUGCGUCAGAGACCACCCCUACAAAUGGAUGAGCCAUACAGGCGCCGGGUGAUCAAUAAACAAAAUUAUUUAAUAAAGAUGUGGACCGGCUCUUCGGUCAAACAACCGAAUGAAAUAACGUUCAAUCCGCUCCUGUUGAUAUAUGAACUUAGUUCUGCAAAUACAGUCGUCGGCCGAAUGACGCACUAUAUGAACAUCUACAACAAUGAGGGUUUAUGAUUAUCCGGCUCUACAAGUCUAAUAUGUGAUAACAAUAAAGGUUUGAGAUCAAUCUGGUUUCAGUUCACCACUUCACCCUCCGGCACUGCCGUUCCCUCUGUCUCCAAAAUGUGCUUAAGCAAGCAUCAAAGUUGGUGCACCGGUGCGCACAUUCUCAUGCCAAGUUUGUUUUAGAAAUCACAACCUUAACCCCAGUCAGUCCUCCGUUAGAGACCCCUAACCCCAGCGAGUCAGAGCACUCCUCAGUUAACUGGGAAACAGGUGAAGUUCUGUACAAUUGUUAGUCAGAUUAACACUAUGGUUUGCACUCAGGGUUGUUUUGUUAAUCAGAGCAGGUGAACGGAAGCUCACCUGCUGACACACCUGUCCUUAGGUUUGUGAGACUAAAAAAACACAGAGAUUGACUCUGCUGUACGGAUCUCAGAUUAUCAAUAAUCAAUAUUCACUGAUUAUAAACUGCUGAAUCAGGUGCAUAUGCAUAUGUACUUCAAUAGCUAUUGCUGUGAGGGCAUUAAACAUCUCUGAAGGUACUUCCUUUAUCACCCGGCAGCCUGAAGUUUCCACCUGGUCGUCCAGCUCAGGUGUAGGUCAGGUUGGUUAUUAACCAUGACAUACAGUGUGAGAUGGUUAAUUAUCUGUUGGUAAUCUCUGUGGACUUCAACCUGAGACACUAAAGCUCUUUAUGUUCAGUAUUUGCUGCUUGACCGUCCACGCGUCAGACCGCUGUAGCUGAAAUGGAAGACAUCUCUCAGGUAAAUUAACUGUUGAUUACUGAUUAAAUGUUGGUUGGUUGUCCCUGUGAAUGAGGACAGCUGGACCACAGGUCAGGUGGACUAGAAGACUGGUGCAGUGUCUUCAGUUGAAUUAUUAAACUGGUUACUGUGUGAAGAGUCGAUCUCCGGCCCAUUUAAGCAAACUGACCUGCAAACAACAGGUCUGUUGAACUGUGAGCGCUACACUCAGGUACAGGUACACACCUGAACACAGCUUGAUGCAUUCUGUCUGUCUGAGGACAGUAAGGACAUGGACACUGAUGUUUGGAGGAUCAAACAGGUGUUUGUUCUGCUGCUAUAUUUUUGUUUUGUGUUGAGCUCCUUCUCUGUUUGAUGAUGUCCCUGGAUCAACCGGUGUGUCUGUCUGUCCAAUCAGAGUCACAGUUACCUGGAACAUGGGCAGGGCCAUAAGGAAAACACCACUGACUUGCCGAUGCGAGAAGACAUAAAAGAAAAACAGCCAAUGGGAGGACAGACAGCAGCAUCAGACAUGAUUUACACCAUCGAGGAUGUCCCACCCUGGUACCUGUGUAUUCUCCUGGGACUGCAGCAUUACUUGACUUGUUUCAGUGGCACUGUAGCUGUACCUUUUCUCCUGGCUGAGGCCAUGUGUGUCGGCCGAGACCAAAGCACCAUCAGUCAGUUGAUUGGAACCAUUUUCACCACUGUUGGAAUCACAACUCUGAUCCAAACCACUGUGGGAGUCAGGCUCCCUCUGUUUCAGGCCAGUGCAUUUGCAUUCUUGAUUCCUGCUCAGGCGAUCCUCAGUCUGGACAGGUGGAAGUGUCCUCCUGAAGAGGAGAUAUAUGGGAACUGGAGUCUUCCAUUGAAUACCUCACAUGUCUGGCAGCCUCGCAUCAGAGAGGUAGGACCAAAUAUGUCCACAAGUAUGAUUCAGGGGGCCAUCAUGGUGUCCAGCCUCGUGGAGGUGGUGAUUGGUCUGUGUGGUUUACCUGGUCUGCUGCUCGAGUACAUCGGUCCACUCACCAUCACGCCAACCGUCUCACUGAUCGGCCUGUCGGUCUUCACCACUGCCGGAGACAGAGCAGGGUCCCACUGGGGCCUGUCUGCACUGUGUAUUUUGCUGAUCGUCCUGUUUGCUCAGCACUUGAGAACGACAUCACUUCCUGUUCCUGUUUACAGCCGAGAGAAAGGACUGACGUCGACCAGAGUCCAGAUCUUCAAGAUGUUUCCUAUCAUCCUGGCCAUCAUGGUGGUUUGGCUCGUCUGCUACAUUCUGACUCUGACCGACCUGCUGCCCACCGACCCCGAUCGCUACGGACACAAGGGUCGGACCGAUGCCCGCGGUGACAUCAUGACCUCAUCGCCCUGGUUCAGGGUGCCCUACCCCUGUCAGUGGGGGUUGCCGGUGGUAACGGUUGCUGGGGUGCUGGGGAUGCUGAGUGCAACCAUGGCAGGUAUCGUGGAAUCGAUCGGAGACUAUUAUGCCUGCGCUCGUCUGUCUGGAGCCACGCCCCCUCCGGUCCACGCUAUCAACAGAGGGAUCUUCACUGAGGGUGUCUGCUGCAUCAUCGCCGGUCUGUUAGGGACAGGAAACGGCUCCACCUCCUCCAGUCCCAACAUCGGCGUCCUGGGAAUCACCAAGGUGGGCAGUAGGCGGGUGGUGCAGUACGGAGCAGGCAUCAUGUUCCUGCUGGGAUCGGUCGGGAAGUUCACGGCUCUUUUCGCCUCGCUGCCGGACCCGAUCCUCGGGGGUCUGUUCUGCACUCUGUUUGGUAUGAUCACAGCUGUUGGCCUGUCCAACCUGCAGCUGGUGGAUCUGAACUCCUCCAGAAACCUGUUUGUUCUAGGGUUCUCCAUGUUCUUUGGUCUGACGCUGCCUACGUACCUGGACACACACCCCAACUCCAUCAGCACAGGUCUUCCAGAACUCGAUCAGAUCCUGAUGGUUCUUCUGUCCACUGAGAUGUUUGUUGGAGGUUUUCUGGCUUUUUGUCUCGACAACUCAAUACCAGGUUCCCGUCAGGAGCGCGGUCUGAUUGGCUGGAGGUCCUCUGACUCCUCCUCUUCCUGCACCUACGACCUACCUGUUGGGAUGGGCGUGGUCAGACGGACCCGCUGGCUCCGACGGUUUCCCAUCAGCCCCUCCUUCGCAGGUUUCAGGGCAUCCAAUGAUGUGCUGCCACCUCAGCCGGAAGAGGAGGAGGAAGAGGAGGGGGCUGCUGGCGUCCACCUGCCCAGCACCAAAGUGUGACGACGACGUCAUCCUCACACCUGAUUGGCUGCGUCACUUCGAUCACUUUAAUGUCUCUCUUUUUAUAUAUAGACAGACUAAUGUUGGAAUCUCUAAUGAACAUCAUGUUUUUCACGUAAAGUGUCUUUGAGUGUUCUAAAAGCACGAUACAAAUAAAAUGUAUCAUUAUUAUUGUUUUACUCCUGUAACUUAAAUUGUGUGUUUUUCUAUUUGAAUCAGUCUGAUGUUUUCUUCAGCUGGUAGGUCUGGUUAGGGAGCGGCAGAAAGACUCCAGGUGAACUCAUCAACCAUCUGUGUCCCCACAGGUGUGUCCAGGUACAGGUGUGACCUCAUACAGGUGUGUCCCUAUACAGGUGUGUCCUGCUAGUCUGUGCUCAUGCAGGUUUCUGGUGGAGUUCUGAGAAUGAGUUUGUAAAUUAUAGCAUCUUUGUCUCUGGUUUGGCUCUGCAGCGCCCCCCCAUGGAAGCUUUAGUGUUUCAGAACAACUUUCCCCUGUCACUAUGGAAACAUCAUAAAGCAAAGAACCAACA
This is a messenger RNA of Acanthochromis polyacanthus (spiny chromis), 6743 nucleotides long. It is a transcript of the gene slc23a1, whose product is annotated as solute carrier family 23 member 1. Gene Ontology annotation, cellular component: membrane. Bases 4432 to 6213 code for a protein of 593 amino acids. NCBI's taxonomy places the organism in Eukaryota, Metazoa, Chordata, Actinopteri, Pomacentridae. Gene Ontology annotation, biological process: transmembrane transport. The record is from RefSeq and is a predicted model, not a curated record. Gene Ontology annotation, molecular function: transmembrane transporter activity. The transcript has 13 exons.